Cylindrotheca closterium is the source of this 1704-nucleotide messenger RNA. Lineage: Eukaryota; Bacillariophyta; Bacillariophyceae; Bacillariales; Bacillariaceae. The record is from the annotation of a GenBank genome assembly.
AUGGUUAGCAACUCUGAUCAAGACUACAGAAGAAGACUGACAUGCUCUGGAAUUUGUGGUCGCUCGGAGGAUUACGAGUAUGACUUUCUAUCGCGACAGAACACUCAAAGCAACGGUACCUUGACUAGGGAAGAUGAGGAGAAGAAACAGGAGAUGGAGACUUUGGUAUCGGAAGCAAUGAAUCAACUCUCGUUUGAUGAGCGGCAACGCCAACAAGAGGCUUUGCACGGAGUCGAAGAAGGGAUCAUUGAAGACGAAGCGUUAAUCAGCAGUGCGCUUGAGGAACUUGAUAGCCAUCUCUUGCGUCGUAGCAAUACAGACCGCAGCGCAUACGAAAAAGCCGAAAGAAUGGACCCCCAUUAUGUGGGUGCAACCGCAUUACGAUUAAUGUUCCUGCGUUGUAAUCGAUAUGAUGCAAAGGCUUCAGCAGGACAAAUGCUAAAGUUUUUCGAGAUGAAGCAACAGCUUUUCGGGGAUGAGAAACUGGUGAAGGAGAUCACGAUGGAGGACCUAGAUGCGGAUGACUUGGCAUGCCUAAAUUGUGGCUUUUUGCGAAUGAUUGGUAAAGAUCAAUCAUCCCGACAUGUUUUUCUCGGAAUUCCGGCCCUUCGAUCGUUCAAAGCUCUGAAAAACGAAAUGAAAUCGCACUUUUUCUUCAAGAUGAGUUUGUUGAAAUAUGAGGAAAUCCAACUCAGAGGUGUAGUACGAAUUAGCUAUGAAGUUGGUCAUUGUAGGAACAAGACAAGUUUUGGAAUGUUGGAAUUUGCAAGACUGUCGAACGCAAUUCCUCUUCGCAUGGCAUCUAUUCACCUAUGCAUUGACGAUAUUAAGGCCUUUUUCGUGUACGAUCUGGCGUUGAAGGCACUACGUCCGACACAACGUGCAAAACUAAAGAUUCAUUACGGGACGCAUUUGGAAUGCCAGUAUCGACUCUCCAGUUACGGAAUAUCGAGGUCAUUGCUACCUUUCGAUCCAAGUACCAAUGUAAUCACCCAGAAACAUCUGAUUCAUUUGUCCCCGACCAAUCCCAUUUCUUCUGUGUUGAGUACUACUGUUACUGUAUUUGAGCCAAGUCAGCCAUUUGCUCUUGGAAACACUGAUAACGUUUUAUUCAGCCGCGGUAGAACCGGCAGAAACAGGGGCAACCUUCGGUUGAGAACCCUUGUAACAGAAUCGUCGAGACGUUAUGACUCUGGAUCGAAUGAAAGUAAGCGAGUUGUAGUGGAUGACAUUAUCAGUAAGAUUCACGGUACUGGAGGCCGAUUUUUGAAGCAACAAAGCACCACAAAAUUACACACAGCUUCUUCUUGGGUUCAACUUCCUGUUGAAGAAGUGCGAACGAAAAUCACGCAAAUGUUUCGUAACAAAAAGCGAGCUGCGCUUCGGCAAAAUGCCAAUGAUGGGUUUUCUAUUUCAGGCGACCCGCUUCCCAGCGAUGUGGUCUUUGGGAAGUUUCACAAUAGUCGAGGCAAGGAUUUGAUGCAACGUUUGAUUAAGGAUCGCUUCGAAGAGUAUGAUUCUCUUGAUCGGGGCAAGAAAACUACAGUAGUCGACGCAAUUAUCGAGGCAGUCAAAGCCAAAGGUGGUCGUUUUCUACUGGUAGCACCAAGCAAUGAUGGGUAUCUUGAAGUAUCAACUGAGACAGUGAGAGAACGUGUAGCAAAGUACUUCCGAAACCAGCGUCGGACAUCAACGACAAGGUAA